Messenger RNA from Spodoptera litura, 768 nucleotides. RefSeq lists its product as uncharacterized. The record is from RefSeq and is a predicted model, not a curated record. Lineage: Eukaryota; Metazoa; Arthropoda; Insecta; Lepidoptera; Noctuidae.
UCAAAGUAUGUUGGAGAUAUGACACCAGUCAUUAACAAUUAUGUGUUAGAAGCAAACAAAAGAAAUGGAUACAAAAUCAAAUAUAAUAAUGAAGAUAAAAAAACGACUAGAAAUUACAAAAAUCUGAUAUUAGCUUCAUCUUAUGGAAAUCAGAAAGAACGUUCAAUUGAUCUAGAUAGGGAUUCAAACAAAGACGCAGAUUUCAAUGAUUUCGAUGACAGUAAGGAUGACACAGCAGGAUCAGAUACAUACUUUCUAGUCAAUAGUAAGGUAAUUAAAAAAGUACUCGAAAAAGAAGAAGAAAAAAGUGACUUUGAAUUAAAAAAACCACCGGUAAAAGAUAAUGAGGAUAUAUCGACAAAUGAAAUUGAAGCUGUUAAAGAAAAAUUACAAAAUAUGAUUGUCAAAGCACAAGCCGAUGUAGACUACGACAAGAUGGAAGCUUUGAAAUUUUAUGCUUAUAUUUUAAACGAAGAAAAUGGCCAACGUAUGCCGAGUAAAAACUCAGACUCAGACUCAGAUGUAUCCCUACCAAGUGACACCUAUAGUUAAAUGGAUAAUUGGAGAAGACGGUGACAAUUCCUGCUAGAAGCUCUGUGUCCUACUAACAUUAUAAAUGCGAAAGUUUGUGAGCAUGAAUGGAUGUGUGCUGCGAAUGGAAAUGUAUCGCAUAUAUCAUCUCCACAGAAGCCGUUGAGAGAAGUUAAUUUCAAGUUGUGUAUAACACUAAGUAGUAUGAAUACAUUUUAAGGGAAUAAAACCAAUAAU